AUGGGCCCGCUCCUCUCGGCCUCUCAGCCGCUCGCGUCGCUCACGGCCCUGUUCGUGCUGUGGAAGGGCUUCCUCCUCGCCGUCGCCCUCGCUGCCGCCGUCGCCGCCGACUACGACACGUCGACCUCGCUCUUCUUCGACCGCCUCUACGGCACCCGCGCCCGCGUGCCGGCCCUGGCCGCGAGGCUGACGAGAUGGGACGCCCUCUACUUCAUGCACCACGCGCGCGACGGCUACGUCUUUGAGCAGCAGUGGGCCUUUACCGCCGCCCUGCCCUUGCUCGUCCGCGCCCUCGUCUCCGUCUUUCCAUCGUCCACCGGCGACGCCGCGUGGGAGCCCUUGGUGGCCAUUGCCGUCGUCCACGCCUCCCACCUCGUCGCCGUGCUCGCUCUUUACCGCUUGACCUUGGUUGUGUGCGGCGAUGCGAAGCUUGCUGUCGUCGCCUCGGCGCUGCACGUCAUCUCGCCCGCCGGGCUCUUCCUCUCCGCGCCCUACGCCGAGAGCCCGUUUGCUGCCCUGUCUUUUGUCGGCAGCUUGCUAUUUGCGCUUGGCAUCAAGCAUAAGCGUGACUGGGCCAAGCGGGCUGCGGCCAUCGUCGGUGCCGGCGUCGCCUUUGGCCUGGCGACUGCCUUUCGCAGCAACGGCCUGUCCAAUGGCCUUCUCUUUGCCGUCGGGGCCCUCAAGUGUCUCGUCGUGUUUGUGCAGAAACCCAGCCUGUCUAGGCUUCUGGCCCUCGUUGCUCCCGUCGUCGGCGGGCUGUGUGUCGCGGCAGGCUCCGUCGUCCCACAGGCCCUGGCCUGGAAGCGUUUCUGCCGCGAUGCCCCGGCAAGCCUCGAGCCGCGACCGUGGUGUUCAUAUAGAGUCCCGAGCAUCUAUACGUUCGUUCAGAGCGAGUAUUGGAAUGUCGGGUUCCUGAGAUACUGGACCCUGAACCAGCUGCCACUGUUCCUGCUUGCCAGCCCCAUGCUCGCCAUCCUCAUUGUAUCGGGCCUCGCAGUUUUGCGAAAGCCGGCGUCGGGCCUGAGGUCCCUGAAGUCCGGCCCUGGCGAGGACUACCGCAUGUUUGCGCGCGCAACCGCGGCAGGCCAGGCGUUGGUGGCGCUGUUGGCCAUUACCAACUACCAUGUCCAGGUCAUCACCCGCCUCUCGUCGGGCUAUCCCCUGUGGUAUCUGUGGGUAGCAGGAUUGCUGAUGGAUGCGAGGCGACAGAAAUGGGGCCGGGCCAUUGUCGUCUUCAUGGCCAUGUAUGCCGGCGUCCAGGGCGGCCUGUUUGCCUCCUUUCUGCCCCCUGCGUGA
Molecule: messenger RNA, 1296 nt
Organism: Hirsutella rhossiliensis
Lineage: Eukaryota; Fungi; Ascomycota; Sordariomycetes; Hypocreales; Ophiocordycipitaceae
Product: mannosyltransferase (PIG-V) domain-containing protein
Exons: 2
Coding region: 1-1296 (431 amino acids)
Biological process (GO): GPI anchor biosynthetic process
Cellular component (GO): mannosyltransferase complex; endoplasmic reticulum membrane
Molecular function (GO): GPI mannosyltransferase activity; alpha-1,6-mannosyltransferase activity
Source: RefSeq, a predicted model, not a curated record